Messenger RNA from Desarmillaria tabescens, 2508 nucleotides. RefSeq lists its product as uncharacterized. The transcript is spliced from 10 exons. The coding region runs from base 1 to 2508 and encodes 835 amino acids. Lineage: Eukaryota; Fungi; Basidiomycota; Agaricomycetes; Agaricales; Physalacriaceae. The record is from RefSeq and is a predicted model, not a curated record.
AUGACCAACGAAAGAGGUCACCAGAUGCUUUUGAUCCAUGCAUUAAUAUGCUGUACAGAGCUCGAAAUCGUCAAGAUCACGCCUACAAAAGAGUCAAGGUUUCGCUUGAAAAUCACUGCUGGAGACAAGAAGAAGAAAACAGAAGUAAUAAAGAUCGAUGGGGUCGGUGUCCUGCCGAAGUGGACCCAAAAUUUGACGCUUGAGUUCGACCCUCAAGCCAUGGUUUUAUGGGAGCUUUACGGUCGUCUGUGGCUGAGCCCACAUUUCAAGGUCCUUGGCAGCGCUGAGAAAACACUUGGAGAGUUGUUUGGAGGGACUAGUACGAGUGCUUAUAUACACUUAUCCAAUGGAUCUUCCGAGGUCGCAGUCCUCAAAAUAUCUUGCAAGUUGGGCGGUGCCAAGGGUGUCAUGAUCGAUGUCGUCCCUAACAUCGAGAAACCCUCAGAAGGCUCUAAGCUUCUGGAUAGCAACGACACUCUGGACACGGUGCUCAAUGCCGUGAAGCAGAUGAUCGAUGUUCUCGCGGAUCUUAACAAACCUCUUCCCAAGGUGCACCCUGCGGCUACCAUCGCUUGGGGAUUUCUGUCUAUCGGAUUCAAAAUACAGGUCUUAAAGAGGCAACAUGACACGAAUCAAGCUAUAUGUGAUCUUUACACAGACAUGAUAUCAGCAUAUGAUGCAUUCAGCAAGGAUGAUAUCUUAGAGCAGCGUGUUCGAUUACAGGGAAUUUAUAAUUCCUUGUUCAAGCAGACCAUCGAGUGCGCCAUUUUCAUUGAAGGCUAUACAAAAGAGAGCGGGAUAAAGCAUCUCUUCGAGAUGGAUAUAUCGGGCCAAGCCGAAAAAUUUCGUCAGGCUUUCGUCGACCUGAAGAGCCACUUGAGCAUGGGAUAUGCAAAGGAGGCAGUCGUUGUCACUCUUGGUGUCCAGAAAAGUGUGGAUGUUCUGGUCAUGAGAGAUCAGCUACGAGAUCUCCAUCCGUCUCGAGAGCUAGGCCCAAAGUCGCAGUGUACACAAGGAACUCGUGUUGAGACAAUUAACACGAUGAUGUCGUGGAUUGUCCAGUGUGACGGCAAAAUGAUGUGGUGCAAAGGAUUGGCAGGGACGGGGAAGAGCUCUUUGAUGGGAACCCUCCACGACUUGCUCACUGCGGACAUUGGAGGACGCAGUCGGCUUGCGGCCUUCAUUCGAUACGACCGUAUUGAGUAUUCAGAUGCCAGCAAGUUAAUCAGCAGCAUCGCAUAUGCCUUGGGAAUGUUCGAUGACCGCAUCGGGACCGCAAUCUCCAAAGUUAUCCAGACAUCGCGGUCAGUGGCAACCAUGUCAGACCCGUCUGCUCAGUUUCGGCUUCUACUUCGUGAUCCGCUUGAAUCCCUCCCCAGUCUUGUCGAUGAGGGUCCCCUGGUAGUCAUCAUCGAUGGAUUGGAUGAGUGCGAUGUAUCUAAUGAAAUGUUAGCUGUACUCGCCGAGGGAUUUGGUCCGAAACUUCCCUUUAUGCGACUCAUCGUUGCCAGCCGACCGAUUCAUCGCAUAGCUACGGUGUUCGAGGAACGGGACUGCAUAUCCACACUCCAUUUAGAUACAUCCUCGGAGGAUGUAAACCGUGAUAUUCAAUUCUACUUGGAAAUCCAAUUUGCAGCUAUACACGAGGAUGCGUUUCAGGAGAAAUGUAAAGAGCUGGAUGCCAUCAAUGGACUGACAGCACGGGCGAGCGGUUUAUUCAUUUGGGCAGCAACCGUUGCGAAAUUUGUUCAUGCAUUUCCAGGGAUAUCAAGGCUUCAGGCUCUCCUAGCCACAGAUAUCCCUAAUGAUGCGACCGAGGCUCUAACAUUCUUAUAUCGCACCGCUUUGAAUACUCUUGUGUCUGAAAUCCCGGGUAACAAUGCGGACAUUAAAAAGUGUGUGUGUGCUGUUCUCGGCGCUGUUCUGGUGGCCGAGACGCCUCCGGGGAUGACAGAGGAAACGCUUGAUGACCUUGUCCUAGACCAAGGCAGUCCUCCGUCGCAUCACAUCGUGUCUAUGCUAGGAAGUAUACUCAGUCCUGAAACUGAGGACUCACCCAUCCGACUCAUACACAAGUCUCUCGAUGAUUUCUUACAGGAUCGGAGCCGAUGUGGGGACGAAUGGUUCGUUGAUGUCACUUUGCACCGCGUGACACUAGCCAAACGGUGUCUGACUUCAUUGACAUCUUUCCUUCUGGAGUGGUCCAAAAUCAAUUCACAUAGCUCGGACUUCAUCGCUGUACCAGAGUAUCUUUCCCGAUAUGCACUGUUUGGAGCAUUGUGGCAUAUUAACGCCUUCGACAAGACUGGCUUAGAACUCUUUGCGUCCUUUUUCCGUCGCCACUUUCUUCCUUGGUUGGAUGUACAUCUAUUUAUUGGAUCUGGCUCUGUCCUUCCAAACAUGGCGAUGUUGCUGAACUGGUCUAACAGCAAUAGAGGACGGAGGGCGAUCUACGUUAGGACCAUCAUAUGUUUACACUCGCGCGAUGUGUCUUUCACCGUCGAGUAA